AUGUCGCUCGUCGACCUUCUCUUUCCCCAGGCAGAGCUUGAGGCAUUAGGGAAUAGAUGGCACGAGCCUGUACCUAAGAGAAGGAGGAUCGAUCCGGACGUUGGACCAGGACAUGAGCGAGGGCCAAAGCAGGAUCGAGGAGCGACCCUGGCAACGUCUCGGAGACACAACAGUGAUUCAGCCGUGUAUCUAGGUCGCCGGGGGUCCUUCGCAACAACACGUCGCCGAAUGUCAUCCAAAUCCCACACCAGCACUGCUAAGCGAUCCAACCCUGAAUUCAAGCCGUCUGCCACUUCGAGCUCGAAUACUGCCACUUCGACCUCAAGAAGCACUGCGACUACCAAGACUACUGCUCCUACAGCGAAGUCCUUCCUACCAAGCUUCAUCGAGCCAUCCAUCUUGCAGAACUACCUACAACAUCUUCAUCCUAACGAUCGUCCGCGCUACACUUUGCCAAACCACUCCCAGGGUGAGACCCACAGCCGAUCCGAUGAAGACGCUCGCCGAGUACCUCAAGAAGGGAAACACGACGAGGAUUGUAUAUCUUCCCCAGGCGCUUUGACGGCCGACACCUCGUCCCCUGCACCAUCACACGACCACUGCGCGACACCUUCUCCCGGAAUCUAUGAGCAGCUGCACUGUGCUCCGUUCAGUCAUUUGAUCCAGGGACUGCGAUGCACCGAGCAUGAACGAGAUAUGGUGAACGAUCUUCUCAAUCCGAGCCCAUCCACGACACUGUUGCCAGCCGAGUUUUCCGGCAUCCAGUCAAAACGCGAGGCCGAGCAGAUGGACCCUUUCAAUGAAUGCUACCAUGCCGACGAAGGCUACCUUCACACCAUGUUCCCUUUUGGGCCCGCUCAAUCAUUAUUCGACUCAGUGCAUGAUUCCAAGUUCUCGACGUCGUUUCCUUUAAUGUCGGACGAGAUCAGGGAUAGCGAUGUACAUUCAUCCGGUCUGAGCCCCGGGAUGGAGGAAGACGGAGAAGAAACCAAAUCUCCGGCGGGAUUAGUGAUACGUGACUACAGCAGUUUCGGUGAUGAUGACGACGGUGACGACGGUGAUCUAUUCGACUACGACCGAGCUGCUGGACCACCUCUAGCAACGCCAUGA
This is a messenger RNA of Capronia coronata CBS 617.96, 1110 nucleotides long. RefSeq lists its product as uncharacterized. NCBI's taxonomy places the organism in Eukaryota, Fungi, Ascomycota, Eurotiomycetes, Chaetothyriales, Herpotrichiellaceae. The transcript has a single exon. Bases 1 to 1110 code for a protein of 369 amino acids. The record is from RefSeq and is a predicted model, not a curated record.